Molecule: messenger RNA, 887 nt
Organism: Ipomoea triloba (trilobed morning glory)
Lineage: Eukaryota; Viridiplantae; Streptophyta; Magnoliopsida; Solanales; Convolvulaceae
Product: 36.4 kDa proline-rich protein-like
Exons: 1
Coding region: 12-629 (205 amino acids)
Source: RefSeq, a predicted model, not a curated record
CCUAAAUUCCUAUGGGUUUCAAGGUUUCAGCUUUGCUCUUCAUUUGCAUGGCUUGCAUGGCGUCGCCGCCGGUUUAUGGCUGUGGUGGCUGCCCGCCGUUGCCGUCGCCGCCUUACCACCGCCCUAGCCCGCCCAAACCUCGCCCCCAUCCACCCAAAACUCCCCGUCCCCAUCCGCCGCCGGUCGUAAACCCUCCAGUCAUUUUACCGCCUCCCGGCGUCCUGCCGCCGAUCAUAAACCCUCCGGGCAUCCUCCCGCCGAUAAUCAACCCUCCAAUCAUCAACCCACCGGGCGGCGGCGGAUACCCACCGUAUACUCCGGCCCCCGGCGGCGGCGGCGGGGGAAUUUUCCCUCCGCCGGCGGCGAAAUGCCCGAUAAACGCGCUGAAAUUAGGGCUGUGUCUUGACGUUCUGGGCGGAUUAGUGCACGUCGGAAUAGGGAAUCCGGUGGAGAAUGUUUGCUGUCCGGUGCUUCAAGGGCUGCUGGAGCUAGAGGCGGCGGUGUGCCUUUGCACCACCAUAAGAAUAAAGCUUCUCAACCUCAACAUUUUCCUUCCACUGGCUCUGCAAGUUCUUGCCACUUGUGGCCUCACUCCUCCUCCUGGAUUUACUUGUCCUCCUCUUCUUUAAUUGUCUUCUCAUUUCCCACAAUCCUUAUUGCAUGCAAUGUUAGUUUUUCAUUCUAUUCAGAGAGAGAGAGGGGGAGAGAGAGAGUGCAAAGUUUAAUAAUGUAAUCUACUAGGAAGUUAAUUGCCAAUUAGCAACCUAUUGUCAAUCUUAGUACUACUUCAAUUAUUGUUUUUUUUAGUUUCACAAAUUUAAGGUGUGAUCAUGUGUAAUAGUCUUUAGAGUCUACUACUACAUAUACUCCAUUUUUCUACUCCCUCA